This is a messenger RNA of Lineus longissimus, 3249 nucleotides long. RefSeq lists its product as uncharacterized. The record is from RefSeq and is a predicted model, not a curated record. NCBI's taxonomy places the organism in Eukaryota, Metazoa, Nemertea, Pilidiophora, Heteronemertea, Lineidae. The coding region runs from base 229 to 1443 and encodes 404 amino acids. The transcript is spliced from 2 exons.
UUUACAUAUAUACAUGUACAAUGGAAAUUUCGAACUACAUGUACAUGUACGCAUAUAAACAUCAACUUUCGCUCCUACCGUAACCUUCUGUGGCUUUAUGUGCAUGAGAAACAGACUCUGAUCACGAGCAACUUUUUACAGUGGAAGCUGCCUCAUGUUAGAUAUCAGAAAAUAACUGAGAGAUGUAUUACAUUGUACAUUACUUUCUGUUACCAAGCACUGGUCGAUAUGAAUGUUGCCUUCAUAUAUUUCGUAAACGUCAUAAUCGAUUGGUACAUUCUAAAACCAGAUUUAAGGUCUCAAUCCGUAAAUUCCGUUUUGGUUUGCGCUUUUAUGUGCCACCAGCAGAAAUGCACGACUUUUAAUGUUCUGUUAGACGAUAAUCAUAUCAUUUGCCAGAUGAGCAAGCGGAAGGGAACAUGCAUGGAAAAGACAGAUGCAUCUCCUUAUCCUGGGUUCCGGAUGUAUCAAGUGAAGGAUCGCAAGAAAUUUUUCUACCGCCUUACCAAAAGGUUGCCGUUCAUACCUUCGUUCAAUCCACAGAAAGGCUGGACCUACGAUGAGAACAGUGGCAAAAUGUCUCUAAUGAAGACCAUUUCAGAAAUGUCUCCUGAGAGAGUUAUAGUCGUAUACGAGUUGAGUACCACUUGUUACAAGAUUUUGUACAGCGCAAAUUUCAAUAUAGGGCACUUGAAGAGAUUCAGUGUAUUUAAGCAAUUCAUGGUAUUGGGGUGUGCCACUGGUGUCAAGCUUACGAAACUUUUACACCAUAUUUUUGAUCCCGCAAAAGGUUCUAUUUGCGGACAAAUCAUUAUUCCUAAAAGUGAUGCUUGUUUCAUGGCUUUAAGCGUUGUGACAUUCGGAUGCCAGGGAAAGGUUUUGGUCCACUGUAAGGUACGGGGUAGAAUAGCAGCAACUGUUUAUGACAUAAAAGAGUUGAACCAGACUAGAAAUGUUUUAGUCGUUAUGGAAAAUGGCAUAAAGGUCUCUUUAAGAGGAUUUAUAGUCACAAUGUGUGAAGAUAUUUACCUCUUAGAACAACGAGGGAAAAUAAUGUAUAUCAUAUCGUAUUUUAAGUCAAAAGUGUACCAACCGGCGAAGUAUCCAAUAAAAUCAGAAUGGAGCAGUCAAAUACGUGGUCUCCAACUGAAGUUCAACAGAGUUUACGAGUUACUGUUUGCAGUCGGAAGGCCUGGACCUCGAGUGUUUGGGCUUAGGCACUCCCACCGAAUAAAUGGUAUUAAGAGAGAACCAGAUGAACUCGAGUACCGGUACAGAGAGGUCCAGGUAUCCUUCUCCCCAUCACAAUUCGUCAUAGAUCACAAUAAUUUGAACCUCAACCCAACUGAUGGGUCAUUUUUGCAUUUCAUCCAGUCCUCAUCAAACAAACCCGGUAUUACGGUGCUGUAUCACUCAGUAGAUAUAUACAGUGCAGAAUUCUAGCACAGCUAGGACAAUUACUUUGAAGCUAAAUGCGGACUACCGAAUAUUAUCCUUCCAGACGCAGUGGAAUCGGCCCUUCAUCUCUCCAUAUAUUCAUGAGUAAGUAAAAAGAGGAUGAAGAAAUUGGGCUGCCUCAGGUGGCUAUAACCUGCAGAAAUAGGCCUCUUAUAACAUUAUUUCUAGAGAAUAGCUACCGUCGUUCUGUCACCAGCAUCUCACCUUGGGGUUUUAUUGACGUGCAUGGCCGUCACGGGAUGGCUGUCCUAAAUUGCACAAUCACACUUUCGGAUACAUUGAAGUAAAACAAAUUUGAAAUGUGUGUUUGUGUUGAAAUUUUGGAACUAUAUAAGAAAUACCGUGGCUUUAGUUCAUCGGUUGAGUAAGUGGAAGAUAACAUGUGUGGAAAAGGUUUUAACCUUGCAUUGUAGUUUAGAGUAACUCUUAAGAUUGGAGGCUUUCGACCAGCAACCAGGUGUCAGUCUUCGUAACUCUCAAAAAUCGCUUUUUCUACAAGAGUUAUCCAAGUUAGUCAGGGCAGACUGUACAUACAUGUGACAGUUCUCUUCUUGAGGCAUGGGAAAUUCCAGAGAGGGGUGUCCACUAUCGGGCCAACCCCUUGUCUGCUAUUGCCCUGCUCUUCCUUAUCAGCUCAGCAUGCAAGGUACAUGUUUGUGACUGUGUUGGAACUGAUCAUUCAUUCCAUCAAUCAAAUGGAAAUUGCCAUUGUCACAAUUCACAUCAAUUAAGUGGAUUUAUGUGGUGUCACCAACUGAUGAAAUGUCACCAAAUUGUAUGCGUUUUUUAUUUUCACAACCAUAAUAAAAAACGGCCAUGGACCAUUGUGCUCACCGUAUAGAUAUUUGGUUAGGAAUUCAUCCCGGUUAAGAAACAUGCAACAUGUAUAGUAUAGGUCAAACCAAAGUCGGUAUGGAAUGUGAUGUUUCGCUGCUUGGAGUACCUACCAUAAAAAUAUAAUCGAAAACAAGACAUCAAUAAGCGCGAUAUUGCCGUUUUUAGUGAAGAAACAGAUCGGAUCCAAAUUCGGUGUCGUAGGGAGUCAUGUGUACCAAAUUUCAAGUUCAUAGCUUUAGCGGUUAAGAAACGUGCCAUAGUUACACUCAAACGGCCAAUUUACGCCAUUUUACUUCUGUGACCUUGAAAAGUAAGUCAAAUCAAAAACCCGUAUGAUAUGUGAUGUAUCCUUGCUCCGAGAACCUAUCAUAAAAAAUUUAUCGAAAACGAGUCACUCAUAAGAGAGAUAUCACACUUUUUAGGUUUCCACUUCUGGUCCCCUGGUGGCCAAAUCAAGAAAAAGAUCGGACUGAAAUUUGCUGUCAGAGGUAACAUGACAUAGGCAGUCAUGUGUAUCAAAUUUCACGUUCAUAGCUUCACGUGCAAUAGUUACACUAUAGCGGCCAAAUCACACCAUUUGACACAUGUGACCUUGAAAAUUAGGUCAAAUCAAAAACCCGUACGAUAUGUGAUGUAUCCUUGGUAGGAGAACCUAUCAUAAAAAAAUUAUCGAAAACGAGUCACUCAUAAGAGAGAUAUCACACUUUUUAGGUUUCCACUUCUGGCCCCCUGGUGGUCAAGUAAAGAAUCAGAUCGGACCGAAAUUCAUUGUCAGAGUCAACUGACCUGGGGGUCCUGUGUACAAAGUUUCAAGUUCAUAGCUCUAGCGAUUAAGAAACGUGCCACUGUUUUUGACACAGGAUACAGACGACGACGACGACGAAAUUUUCGUUGUACGUUAUGCAUGAUAAAUUCAAGGUUUGGGGGUCUGAACAUAGGGGGGCGCUUUUUUCA